AUGGAAAAACAAAAGGAACUCACGCUUUUUGGCGGAUGCGAAGGCUGGAACGCUUCAGAUUGGACAGCAAGCGACGACCGCGUUCGCGGCGGGGCUUCGCAAUCCUAUCUCAGCAUCAACGGCUCCUCCGCACGUUUCCACGGCACCCUCGACACAAAAGCGCUCGGUGGUGCGGGAUUCGCUAGUCAGCGCACCACGGGCGAGACCCGAGCCUGGGAUUUGUCUGCAUACGAUGGCAUUUUCCUGGAUAUCGGCGAGCUUGAUGGAAAAAAGUAUACGCUGACGCUCAAGGAUGAGCUUUUGCCGCCUUCGGCGGAUGGGCGCGAGCAGUCGUCGAUUAACUUUGAGUAUGAUUUUGAUUCAAAGAGUGGCAUGGGGGUGUUUGUGCCGUGGCAUGCGAUGAAGGCGACGUAUCGGGGGAGAGAGCAGAAUGAUACUAAGCCGUUGGAUACGGAGAGUGUGAAACGGUUCACCAUAAUGAUUAGGAGUUUCUUCGGCUCCCAAGAAGGCGAUUUUAAUCUUAUCAUCAACUCUAUCAAGGCUGUCACCCAGUCUAGCGAUGUUGAAAAGCAUCUUGUUGGUAGAGGCAUCCAGGAGCAAGAGCCAUGGUCCUGGAAGAACUCGAAUCUCGUUGGUCUCGCGGUCAUCCUGGGCUCCACCUGGGCCGCCUCUUGGGUCUAUUGCUGGUGGAAGGGUUAUGAUAUGAGUAUCAUGCGCUUCUCCAAAUGGUGGUCCGUCGUAAGGAAAUAG
Bipolaris zeicola 26-R-13 is the source of this 750-nucleotide messenger RNA. RefSeq lists its product as uncharacterized. Gene Ontology annotation, biological process: NADH dehydrogenase complex assembly. NCBI's taxonomy places the organism in Eukaryota, Fungi, Ascomycota, Dothideomycetes, Pleosporales, Pleosporaceae. The coding region runs from base 1 to 750 and encodes 249 amino acids. The transcript has 4 exons. The record is from RefSeq and is a predicted model, not a curated record.